AUGAUGGAAUUAAUUCCAAGACUUCUUCUCGUUGGGCUUGUCCUAGCAUGCUUUGCCAACGCAAUCGACAAUGGCAUCGUAGAAAGACCAACCAUUGCUUCACCACCGCCAUGGCGAGGUUCAGGAGUACUAUCCUACGUCUCCUCUUCAGACGCCUACGAGACCCCAAUCCCAUCCGCAGACGAAUACGCCUCUCUGGAACCAUAUUCAUUCCACGACACAGCGUAUCCUGUCCCAGGCGUCUCCCACUCAUCUUAUACGCCUCAUCCCCAAUAUUCAGCCAUUGUAACCGUCAGAACCACCACAUGGGUGCUCUCUCGCUCGACGACAAUCACAAGUAUAAUCCGAGAGACUUAUUACUCGACUCUAACCGACAUCGAAAGCUCGGUCGAAGCAGGAACCGUGACGGUGACGAAGACCGAGACGACAAAUUCGCCAUCCCCGGCUGACUGUACAACCGCGUCCGACUAUGUUUCGGUGUAUGGAGGUGGAUGCUCGUCGUCGUCGUCUUCAUCGUCUUCGUCGUCGUUUUCGAGUACCAUAGCCACGAUGACAUGGUCGCCAGAAGUCACUGCCUAUCCUCCGCCAUCGAGCUCAGACGACGAACGCGCAAGCCCAGCUUCGACAUCAACAACUUCAUCAGCAUCGACCACAACGACAGCAACACCAUCCAGCGGCAAUGAAACUCCACCUGUGGUUACAGGAGGAGGACGCCCAGCCCCCCAGGCAGCCGAAGUCCGCACUCUCGGUGUCGUGGCGGCGCUCCUCGCCGUGCUUCUCUAA
This is a messenger RNA of Trichoderma asperellum CBS 433.97, 783 nucleotides long. RefSeq lists its product as uncharacterized. The record is from RefSeq and is a predicted model, not a curated record. NCBI's taxonomy places the organism in Eukaryota, Fungi, Ascomycota, Sordariomycetes, Hypocreales, Hypocreaceae.